This is a messenger RNA of Marchantia polymorpha subsp. ruderalis, 3710 nucleotides long. The record is from the annotation of a GenBank genome assembly. NCBI's taxonomy places the organism in Eukaryota, Viridiplantae, Streptophyta, Marchantiopsida, Marchantiales, Marchantiaceae.
CGUCAUUCCAGACCCUGCACUGUUCCGGAAGAGAGCCGUGUCGUCUCUCCAUAUUCUUUCCAGGUGGUCCACUGGCGCAACGAUGGUGGCGAAGCCUGAAAAUGCGCCAAGAUGAUAUUGAUGAAUGAAACCGCGAGCUAAGAAAAUCCGUAGCCGGAAACCCUACGAAUCCGUGAUGUUCCUCCACGAUCUUGGCAUACAAUUCGUUGGCACGCCCUUUUCGACUCAUGGUAAGGUUCCAAACUAGACGUGCGAUAGCAGCAAACACAGACAGCGGGCUCAGAGCCUCAGACGACAAGGCAGUCAACGGAAAGCGGCCAGAAUUGGUCUCGCCGCUAGGCACGGGUAGAGUCCAGCGCAGAAAAGAGCUGGAAUGGACGAUUUCUUCUGAUGAAAUGUGAAGGCCGAUGAGGAAUGUGAGUCACCGACGAGACUAGGAAGUGGCAGACAAAGCGACAAGAAUGUCAAGGAGCCAGCAGCGGAUGAGCACAGUGCUCGCCCCGGAGGCUCGUUCCAAGGAUCCAGCGCUGCAUCUGGGCGCGGACGUCCUGCCGAGCGGACAAGUGUGAUGCGAUGAGUCACUCUGGGGAAUAUUUGGCACUGCAACGAAAUUGGUCGACUUCCUGUGGCUGGGUUGGCUUGAGACGCGAGCGCCGCAUGCAGUCCGCGGGGGAAUCACAGAAGACGCAGGCCUUCAGAUGAGAAUAGGUGUGUGUGCGGAGAAUGAGGACGUCGGGUGAUGGGGCCGCGGCAGCGGUAGCUCUAGGACGCUCUGGACAAGUGAGUGGAAGCGGGUCCGGACUCACGACGCUCUGCAGCGAACCGUGAAAGAAUAAUGGAAUUAAUUUAGCGAGAUUGUGCAUGGCACAUGGAGCUCUUUGGAAAGCAUGCGUGCUUCGUUCAGCAGCGCCACAAUUCAGCUGGCUUGCUCGGUAGCCUCUCUUCCUCUGCCAUCGUCGGCACUGACUUCUGUCCUCGCUGGUCUCCGUCCCAGUUGCUUCUGCUUCCAAGAAUCUCCCACGCCGUCGUUUCAAGAACGUCCGACCGAAAGUACUGGACGUUGUGGCAAUGGGUUUGCCAGCGUCAGGACCAGCGUGCGGACCGGCUCCGGGUCGAGACCAGAGCCACCGUCAGUGCGCGACGAAGAAGCAUCAUCGGCCGGAGGCGAAGCACGUCACGCAGACCCGAGGGAAGCGGCGGCGUCAAUGUGGACUUGGAGCUAGAGAUUCUCGCGUUCAUGCUCCAAUCAACAAAUUCGAACGCGUUUCCCAGCAAGGAAGAGCUUCUUUGUGCUGGUCGUCAUGAUUUAGUAGAUGCGAUAAUUUCAGAAGGAGGCUGGUUAGCAGCUGGGUGGGAGAAGAAGGCAAAUGUUUCUUCCCUAGGCAGUGGUGUUCCGGAAAUUGCUCACCGUCCUCCAUCUCGUCAACGAGCUCUCAGGAGCAAAACUAAAGCUGUUCGUUCUUCUCGUCAGCGAAGAGGCCGACCCAAACCCGUGGAAAGGAGAGCUCUGUCAAAUGACGAAUCGACGUGUGAAAAUUCGGAGCCAAAUGAAUCCCAGCAGGAUGCAACACAGGGGCGAUCGGAUGGGGAGAAUAUUGGUUCUGAACGUCAGCGACGGGAACAGUAUCGAUGACAGUGGAGCCGCUCCCUCGGAACCCGCUGAGAAAGAUCGAAACUUCUCUUCAGAUGGGAAGCCAGCGCUCCCAUUUUCCGAAGUUAGAAAAGAUCAGGGUAGCAGAUUCCCAAGUCCUUCCGUGCAGUAUCUUUGGGAGUUUGGAAGUCUUUCGCAUUUCAUUGAGGAUCGAAAGCUUGAUACAACGAGUGGGAUGAUGCAAAGACAACAACGGGGCCUUUCCGACCAUUCGUCAGUCAGAAAAUGUAGAUCGGACUCGGGAGUGGCCAAGCGUGGCAGUAAGAUCUGCGAUAAAAAAUAUACCUCGGGUGAUGCCAAGUCAAAGGAUGACAGCUUCGUUAAAAAGGCAGGGUUACGUAGAGCCAGGCAAGGUUCAAAAUGCGAGCCGGGAAGGAAUGUAAAUAAAGGGUUGGAUAGUGCAUGUACAGUGAAGCAGGAUUCGAGGGUCGAUUUGCCAGUGAAUACUAAAGCAGAGCUUGACAAUGGACCCACUUUGGGGCAAGAUUCGAAAGGGAGUGAAGGAACAUUGGGUGCUGCAGCUCAAGGUGUGCAGGACCUCGAAAAUAGACAGGUUCCUAUCCCUCAACCAAAAGUGGACAAACCUGUUAUUUCCGAGCAGGAAACUAGUAUUAAUAAAGCUUCGAGUUCGGAAGAACAGCCUUUAGAAUCCCCAACGAACGAACCAAGCUCAAGAGAGCUUAUUAUCGAUGCGGAGGCCAAGAUUAAAGAGGAGAAGAAGCAGAAAAAGAAGAAGCGUAGAAAAAUGAAGACAGAGAAACCUGUGGAGGUCGUCAAUGAACCCGUAGAAUCGAAUGGGACCUUGGACUGGAUAAAUCAGAUGGUAGAUCAAAGGGAAAAAUGGAUGCUUGAAGCGAAGCCAAGCAUCGAAGAAGGAACCUCAGACAAGCCCAAGUCAGUUCAGGACAGAAUACGCAGCCUUGAAGAUAAGCUCUCUGCCACUCGCACGGCUUUGCAAUCUGGAAGAGAGGCACUGGGACGGAAAGGAGACGAACAAGAGCAGCCAAAUAUACCAUCUGAUCAGUCGCAUUUGCAGAGGUUGUCUAAAUUACGAGACGCUUCGGAUCAGUUAGAGUACACUGAGAACAAGAUCCUCCGGACUUACUCUGAGCUUACCACGACCCGUGCCCAAGUUGCAGCUUUAGAGGGCAAGCAUGGAUUGGAGAUAAGGGAUGUUCUCAAGGUCUCGGAAGAUAAGGUGAAGAAGAUAGAGAAGGCAACAACGGGCUUACAGUCCCUGCUGCCAGCUCGUAUCGUGUGGCCCAAUCCUGCCAAAGAGGUCUUUCUGAUUGGAUCUUUUGAUGGUUGGAACCAAAAGAUCAAGAUGGAAUUGUCUGGUGCUGGAGUAUUUUUAGCAACCGUGCCCCUUCAUCCAGGGCGCUAUGAGAUAAAGUUCAUUGUGGAUGGAACGUGGAGGGUGGAUACUGCACGUCCUAUUGUCUACGGUGGAGGAUACGAAAAUAACGUACUGACCAUACCUGAAACGUUCCCCUGGAGACACUGAUGUAUUUUAGUAGGUCCAAGUGAGUUAGUGGGGGCAUGCAUCUCGUAGAAUGAACAUGGCGUUUUGAAAUUGAAGGUUGAGUGAAAUACUGAGCAAAUUGAGAUUAAGCUCAGCUUCUCUCUCCGAAGUUCGUCUCGAAGAGAUCAAGAUGCAUCAUUUCGGAUAUUGAAUCCAUUCAGUAGUUAAUCAGAAGUAGAAUUCUGUACAGGAGUUACAAAACAUUUCAAGUUACAUAUUUCUGAUGCCACUCCGGAGGUGAUGGCGGCAUCUGAAGUUAGAAUUGUUGCGUCGUAGAGUAGACCAAUGCAGGAACAUACUUCGUACAUCCACACCAUGUGGAAAACUGUGCUGAGGAGCUAAUUGACCUUUUACUCCAUGAUUCUUCUAUUGUCAGAACACUGAUGUCCUGUAAUCCUUGUGCACAGCUUUUGCAAAGUUUGUUCAUUGACAGGAAGACAUGAAUAUAACAGCUCAAGUCGAUCCCUCUGUAAAAGUAUCCAACUUCAUCAUAAGAGCAGGAGUUGAAACUCACGGAUUUUCAAACAUCAGAUUCAC